GUUUAGAAAGAUCGCGUUGACGUACAUAAGGAGACGGCAGGCAUAUCGUUGCUGCGCGUAAUGCGGAUAGGCUGGGUUGCGGUGUAGGCUAUGGCAAGACUAUGAUUGCUCUUGGACCAACAUGUUAACGCUGUAGAUGGUUUAGAUUCAAGCAAAGGUAUACACAUUAUACAAUAUCAAAACAGCACUGCUCUUUAAUUUGUUCAAUUUGGAUACGGUAUUGAGCAACAAGUGGAGUUUGGCGUGGAGAGUUUGCGCUCCAGCCGAAAAUUAUUCCAGCUAUGGAAGAGCAAAAGGAUCAAAACAGCCGUGAUUCGACAGAGGGAGAAAGCGUGUCCCUCUCCCCGAAUCUACCGUCCCCUGCGAUUCUGCCCCACCAGGCAGCUCAGCAAGUCCACAGGACAACAAACUUUUUUAUUGACAAUAUUCUACGGCCAGACUUCGGCUGCAAGAAGGAGCAGGGGGGUCGGGAGCGAGAGCGAGAGCGGGAGCGGGCACAGACAUCGGGCAGAGAAAACGUCAACCCGUUGAUAAUAAGGCCAUCUCACGCCAGCAGCCUUUCCCAGGAUUCCAACUGCAGCAGUGACAGCAUUUCAUCGUCGUCCUCGUCGUCCUCCCCGUCUUCUAAGCAGAGCCCGUCCAAACAAGGCGAAGGCAAUGGGACUACAACAAGGUUUGGAGACAACACCACGUCAAUUAUGGUUGUGAGUGCCAGUAAUGGAGGAUCUCCACCAGCUAAAGAAUCCCAGCCCAUGUUAUGGCCUGCGUGGGUUUACUGCACGAGAUACUCGGACCGGCCUUCAUCUGUUUCUACAUCAGGCCCAAGGACACGGAAAUUGAAAAAGAAGAAAAACGAGAAAGAGGACAAGCGACCCAGAACCGCAUUCACAGCUGAACAGCUGCAGAGACUCAAAACCGAGUUCCAGGCUAAUCGGUACAUAACGGAACAACGGAGACAGUCACUAGCCCAAGAACUGAACCUCAAUGAAUCCCAAAUUAAAAUCUGGUUUCAGAAUAAGAGGGCUAAAAUUAAAAAGGCCAAUGGGUACAAAAAUGGCCUGGCUCUCCAACUCAUGGCUCAAGGACUGUACAACCAUUCCACUACCACCAUACAGGAGGAUAAAGAAGAAAGCGAGUAGACUCCUAUUUUCCCGGGCCACAGAAAGACCGCGUAGUCUAUUGAGGAAUUGAACUCUUUCUUGAGAACUAAAGAAUUAAGAGGUAAAUACGACUGGACAGCGACAGAUGCUAUUUAAAACAGAUUUCUGUUUAUGGUACAGUAUAUGGACAUAAUUCUAUAAAAAUACGAACAUUAUUAAAGUUUAUAUAUAGCCAAACAAUAUGACGUUGUAUAUAUUUAAUUUCAGGUAAGGGGUAUAUCUCUAUCAGUCCCUUCUUGCUGGAGAUUUAUAUCUUUUCUUUAUAAUGUUGUUUGCUCAUUGUUUUAGUAAGUGUCUGACUCACUAGAAUUUUGUGAUUUAUGUCUAUCCUGUCCCUAAAAACUAUUCUACAGACUGCGUUACUGAAUCGACGCUUCAAGCCAAAGAUUUUAUUAUGUUCAGAGAAUGUAG
Molecule: messenger RNA, 1571 nt
Organism: Hypomesus transpacificus
Lineage: Eukaryota; Metazoa; Chordata; Actinopteri; Osmeriformes; Osmeridae
Product: homeobox protein engrailed-1-B-like
Exons: 2
Coding region: 282-1139 (285 amino acids)
Biological process (GO): neuron differentiation; multicellular organism development; regulation of transcription by RNA polymerase II
Cellular component (GO): nucleus
Molecular function (GO): DNA-binding transcription factor activity, RNA polymerase II-specific; RNA polymerase II cis-regulatory region sequence-specific DNA binding
Source: RefSeq, a predicted model, not a curated record